UCUCCGUCCCUCUUCCGGUGUCGUGCGGUUCCAGCGGCGGAUGUUGAUGUUUUGUUUCGCUGCUCGCUGAGCGAUAUGUGAACUACUUCGUAUUUCUGUGCCAAUUCUCUCCGUUUUGUCUUGGCUCUUUGGUUCUUAAGAAAAUAAGGCUCAUCUGUUUGUCGGCACCGUGUUUGUCCCGGUGUCACUGCCGGGGAGCGAUGAUGGAGGACUUUGACGAAAUCUACGAAGAGGAGGAGGAAGAAGAGGACGAGGACAGGGCCGCGGAGGAACAGCUCCUCAAGUACGCUCCGGACCCGGUGGUGGUUCGGGGGUCCGGCCACGUCACGGUGUUUGGACUAAGUAACAAAUUUGAGUCAGAGUUUCCCUCGGCGCUCACAGGAAAGGUGGCGCCAGAGGAGUUCAAAGCCAGUAUCAAUCGAGUGAACAGCUGCCUGAGGAAGACCCUCCCUGUGAACGUGAGGUGGCUCCUGUGCGGCUGCCUGUGCUGCUGCUGCACGCUGGGCUUCAGCUUAUGGCCGGUUAUCUGCCUUAGCAAAAGGACAAGAAGAUCAAUAGAGAAACUUUUAGAGUGGGAAAACAACAGACUUUACCACAAGCUGUGUUUGCAUUGGAAGCUUAGCAAAAGGAAGUGUGAAACCAACAACAUGAUGGAAUAUGUAAUCCUAAUAGAGUUCCUUCCUAAGAUCCCCAUCUUCAAACCUGACUAGCGAGACCGCAGGAGGGCCUAAAACUUCCACUGCUGCCCAGCUCUGUCCUGAAGCUACAAUGGCUGUGAAACUCCUUCCCCUGAAAUACUCCACUAGUGUUUACAUUGUUUGCCCUCUCUUUUUUUUUUUUUUUGUCAAAUAUACCUGUUUUACACCAUUGUUUACAAAUCCAUCAGUCCCCUGCUUUUGUUUGAGAGAAUUUGCCAUUUAAAAUCUGACCUUUUUGGUCAAACUGAAGCUCUGUCGAGCAGCCGUUGACCCGAAUCAGCCUGCAGGGUGUAAGCAGAGGAGCAGCCAUGGGCAGGGAUGUGGAUUUUGAAACUUGAAUACAGGACCGGACCUAGAAAUUGAGUUCCGUGAGGACAGAAAAACUGGAUAUUAGUGACUUUUAUCCCUAAACCAAGCACAUGGCACAGUGAGACUAAAAUAGUUUUACAAUGUGGCACCAUCAACUUCACUGGCAAAAAAAUGUGCUCCCGUGCAGAGGUGUUGGAUUGGUGCCCUGGAGGCCGCGGAGACGAGACGGGGCGGAACAUUGUCCAAAAAAAAUGUAGAAGUAGACAGACUAGUCCAACAGAAACAUGCUAAGUUUUACUCCUCAACCAUUGGACGUCUCAAUGCCCUGUGCACAACUAGUGACAAUCACACACUCUGACUGCACUGUUUAUUGUAUAAAUGGGUCUUUGUGCUACGACGUUUACCCAAACCAAUUAGGUUUCGACGCUGUUUGUGUCCAAGUGUUGGACUGAUCGCCUAGCAACUGGGCAACGAAGAAACUUUCUUUUACAAUGUUUCUUUUAUCGAUCAGUUUUGUUUACUGCUUUGGUGAAAGAGAAAAUGGUGAUUCCUGCAAAAUGUGCUUGCAUAAUACAGAAAUAUCACACCUCAAAACAAAAGAUUUUCUUCUUUAAUUUUUUUUUUUUUUUUUACAUAUCUUUUGUGGGGUUGUGUACCAAUAGCGUUCAAGGACACCUUUGAUUGUUCCUUUUGGUAAAUUUGUGUCAACAGUGAUGCACUCUGUCUGUCCUACACUCCGUUUCAUGGCCUUUGUCAUUCAGCUGUAGACCUUGACUUGUUCCCAAGUGUUUGAGUCCAGGACAAGAAUGAGAGCUCCGCUGUUUCAGAUGUCUCUGUUUAUAGAGUUCAGGCGCUUCGGUUGACAGAAGUUUAAACUUUCCUCUCAAGAUGUUUCAAAUUAAGCAGACCACUCCCAAACUAGAAGCAUGAAUUAAAAGUUGCUCAAAGAUUUUUUUCUUUUUUCUUUUUUUUUUUUUUUACCAACAAAAGACUUCCUAUGGUGAAAACCCUACAGAGAAUCAUCAGUUGUUCCACUUGGCUUGUGUUUUCUUUAUACCUACAGGUUCAGUUUCACCGGUAUCAUAGCUGUUGUUGAGCUGAUCACGAGUAACUAAAAGGAGAUCACCACAAUUAGUUAAUUUCCUGAUGAAGAUAGGCUAUUUAAAAGCGUCACUAAAGUUUACCACAUCACGGGCGUAGGCAUGUAUAUUCUCACAGCUUGAUAAACGCGAUGGAAAAUCCCACAAUCUCAAUGUAUACACACAAAGAUUUUAAACCAUGUCUAACACGAUAUUCUACAGCUAAUAUUUUUUUAAACAAAGUGCUUAUUGUGCUGAAAGUGUAAAACGUCUGUGGUUGUGCUCCCUUAACAUUGACACAGACGGUGUAAUAGGCUGAUAUCCGGUUAAUUAGGCUAUCGGCAGAGGUAGCCAUCCUGGAGUUGGCUGCAUACCAGAGACGCCGCUCACAGCUUUAGAAACCGAAAAUGUUUUCAAACAGCAGAAUUUUUGUUUCGUAAACCAGGGAAGUGCAGUCAGUGGCCUUUCAGCCAGCUGACCAGCAGUGUGCAGCAGGGCUUUUACUCUGUAAUUACAGAGUGGGAAGAGCUUACUCCGGCACUUUCUCUCGCAUCUGACUAAAGGGACUCUUAAGUUCCUGCAGUAUUGUGACGGUAUCUAGUAGCGGUUUGGUAUACCUUGAUACCUCAAGCCUGUCCAUACCUGUGAAUAGCAAAAUCUAAACGUAAAAGACCCACUCUAGAAGAUAACAGCCACUUUUUAAGGCACCCAUAGUAAGAUUAUUGAUUUGAAACUUAUUCAGCAAUGGUUUUGGUUCAACUUUCUGUCCUAAGGGUUCCCUCUUACACAACGCAACUCAAAGCACCAUUUUAGUCUGACAUGUUUAACAUUUGCUAAAGAGACCAUUUGGGAUUGACAAAGACUGCUUUAGAGUGGCUGCUCUUUAUGUUUUUCUGCCCCGUCUGUCCACCAGUGUGAAAAACGUCCAUACGGAUUGACUGAGAUUACGUAUCUUAUUUAUCUGUGGAAUUUAAACAAAGCCACCCCGUUUUAGCUCUGGUGAUUGUAUGGGUGGCACUCAGGGGACAUGCAUAACACAAUGUAGCAUUACAAAUAAUGCCGUUGUCAUUUAUUUUCCACAGUGUCGACAGGGUGUCAUGUAUAAUAGCAUAAAGACCACACAUUACUUGAAUAACUGUAAAAUUAUGCAUUUCGAGUUUGUUGUGAGAAAGAAGGUAAAAAAAAAAUGUCGAUUAGGUUUCCUGAUGUCUCGCUAGUAUUUCUGUUUAGAAGCACAUACUUCGCUGACACAAACACACAAAAUGUAUUAGUUUAUCUAAAAGACAAAAAAAAGGAAAAUUAUUGCAGGUUGGCAUUUUGGUUACUCUGACACUUUUAUACUUUUUCGAUUGCCCUCUUCCUUUUGUAAAUCAAGGCAUAACAUGGUUCUUUUUUUUCUUUUUUGUUUUGAUAUGUGCACAGUGAAUGCCAGAUGCAUUUUGAUUUCUUAGUGCUGAUUGCGUGAUUGAAUUCUACACAGAAAUGUAUCAUUUUUAUAUGAUCCAGUGUGUAAUCUGUGAGUGAGAAAAAUAUAUAUCCAAAUGUAGACAUAUGUACAGUUAUAAAACUACUAAUAAAAAGACAAUGAUAUUCUU
Messenger RNA from Fundulus heteroclitus (mummichog), 3681 nucleotides. RefSeq names its product cysteine-rich hydrophobic domain 2 (gene chic2). The coding region runs from base 201 to 710 and encodes 169 amino acids. Lineage: Eukaryota; Metazoa; Chordata; Actinopteri; Cyprinodontiformes; Fundulidae. The record is from RefSeq and is a predicted model, not a curated record. The transcript has 6 exons.